This is a messenger RNA of Dovyalis caffra, 3660 nucleotides long. The record is from the annotation of a GenBank genome assembly. NCBI's taxonomy places the organism in Eukaryota, Viridiplantae, Streptophyta, Magnoliopsida, Malpighiales, Salicaceae.
AUGCUCCGUCUCUGUUAUAGAAAUCGAAGUUAUCUCCGUCUUCCUUUCUCUCGCUCUUUCUCCUCUUCUUCCCCAUCUUCUAAAGACCCCAUCGAGUCCCCAAACAAUCUAAAAAAUUCCCAAUAUAUUCCUCCUCAGCUACCAAUUCUCCACCAGAAUCACCUUAUUCAUUCCACCACUACCAGCACCACCUCCUUUCUUUCCCGUAACUCCGUACUCGCUCUCUCCGCCACUCUCGUCUCCAUCGUACUCGCAUCCCUCGCUUAUAAUAAUUCCCAGUCCACAAACCCUAACCCUAACAACAAUAAUGAUUACAAUCAUUUGUACGCUGCAAUUGAGCAGACAGUUUCAAAAUCAAAUGAAUCUUUUAGAAGAAUCUUUAAUCACGUGAGGCAUACAGGAGUUGCCGCGUCGGUUUUAUGGCAAUCGCUAAGGUCUGUGCUUUCUUCUGCGAAUCAUGAGGUGAGGGUUGGAUUUGAGCUUCGUGUGGCGGCUUUGCUGGCAGAUAUUGCGGCGGCAAAUGCAGCACGUAGGGCGGCUUUGGUUGGGGCUGGUGGUGGUGCGGUGGUGGAUUGGUUGUUGGAGACGGUUGCCGUAAGUGGGGACGGGUGUGGUGCCCAGGCUGAGGCGGCUAGAGCAUUAGCGUAUUUGAUUGCGGAUCCUAAUGUCUCUGCUGAUGUUCUUGGGAGGCCUCAUGCUGUGUCUUAUCUGUUGCGGUUUAUAUUUUCAUGCCAGCCGAAGAAGAAUCAAUCGAGACGUAGUUCAUUCGAUAUUUCUGAUUCUUUGAAAGGUAGGAGCAUGCUUGUGGCUGCAAUCAUGGAUAUUGUCACAUCCAACUGCGAUUCCUUAGAAAAGGUUUCUUUUAAGCCAUCCUUGCCAGGAAAUGCAGAAACGAGAGACAUUGCUGCAGCCAUUGAAGUUGUCGAGGAAGGUGGUUUACAGAUGGACAAUGCAGGUGAAAAUGAAGAUGAUGAUGAUGGUGGGAGAGGAAUGAAAGGUAUUGGAAUUAAAAUCCUUGAAGGUACCACGGUUUUAGGCCUUUCAAGGACUAGUGGGCUUGUGGAGUUGGAGCAUUCUGAUGCUGGUCACGUUGAAUCAUUUAGCCAUACUCCUAAAACAGUUGCCUUGCUGCAUAAGCAUGACCGUUUGUUGGCAAAAGAAAAACUAUCUUCUGCUGUUGUUCCUGGACUAUGGGAUGAUCUGCAUUGUCAGCAUGUUGCUGUGCCCUUUGCAGCAUGGGCAUUGGCCAAUUGGGCAAUGGCAUCUGAGGUAAAUAGAUUUCGUAUUCAAGAACUGGAUCAAGAUGGACAAGCUGUCAUGACUGCUUUAAUGGCACCUGAGAGAUCUGUUAAAUGGCAUGGAAGCUUGGUGGCCCAGUUGCUGCUGGAGGAUCGUAAUCUUCCCUUGAAUGAUUCUGUUUCUGAUUGGAGUUCCAGUCUUCUGGCUACUAUUUCACAGGCAAGCAAAAAUGAUGAUAUCCCUUUGGCUCAGAUGGCUUUGUCUGCCUUUUUGCUUUCUGUUGAGAGAAGUCCAGAGGCAAGGAAGAUAGUGACGGAGAAAGGACUUCAGCUUAUGAGAGACACAGCUAAGCGGACCACCAAACACAAGCACGUACAAGAAACAUUAGCAAAGGCAUUAGAGUUACUUUCCACUGGUGAUGUUCACUUAUCUCUUGAAGAUAGUCAGAAGUGGUCUGGCAUUCUGCUACCUUGGGUUUUUGCAAAAUUCUCCUCUGAUGCUAUGCGAUCUUCAGCUAUAAAAAUUCUCUCAUGCAUUUUUGAAGAACAUGGGCCAUCUACCCUUCUGAUUUCUCAAGGCUGGUUAGCUAUUUUGCUAAAUGAAGUUUUAGUUUCGAGCAAGGAGUCUUUUGGUAAAGGAGGAACUCAACCUAAGGGGGGCAAAGUGAAGACUCAAAUUGAUCAGUCCAACAUUCUUUUUGCUACUCAGACUGCUAAUCAAUUGGCAAGUGCUGUUGUGAACCUAGCAAGGAAUCAGCUAGGAACAGACAUUGAUUCUGUCGAUAUUUUCCCUCUGGCAGAUCUUCUUUCCAUGGAACCUUUUAUUGGACCAUUUAAGAACAUAAAGAAAGACUCUGCAGCUAAGUUUAACGUGGCAGAUUCUGCAUUGGCAACUCUCAAGGGGAUUAAAGCACUGACUGAGCUCUGUUCUGAAGAUUAUUUAUGUCAAGAAAAAAUUUCAGAAUUUGGGGUUUUGUGUUUGCUUAGGCGCUUUCUGUUGAAUGAUGAUUAUGAGAAACUUGCUGCAGUGGAAGCUUAUGAUGCUUCUAGGGCCCCUGAGUCACAAGAACGGGGUGCAAAUGCUGCUGGCGAUUCGGCUAAUGCAGAUGCUAAUGAUCCAUCUAGUGUUCGAGUUCCACCUACAGCUCACAUUCGAAAACAUGCAGCUAGGCUCUUGUCUAUUCUUUCACUACUUCCAAAAGUUCAAAAGGUUAUUCUAUCAGAUAAAGCUUGGUGUAAAUGGCUUGAGGAUUGUGCUAAUGGUAGCAUCGCAGGUUGUAGUGACCUGAAAAUACAAAGUUAUGCUAGGGCAACACUCUUAAAUGUGUUGUGCUGCCAGUAUACUGGUAGCGAGUCAACUAAUGGCUAUGUUAGUGAGACUGAAGCCAGAAAUGUAAAAGGUGAUUGUGCUCGUUAUAGCAACAUGAUCUUUUUGAUUAAUCCAGAUUUGCCACACUGGAAGCGUUGUGAAAAAAUAGAUAGCAUGGUGAUUCAAAAAAAUAAAUUGUCUUCAACUGAGGAUUCUAUCGACAGUGAUGGUUCAAUUGGAACUAGUGCUUCAGAUGCUUGUAAUAGGUCAUAUGAUUGCAAUGAACUAACAAAAGACUCUGAUUCAGAGGUUCCGGAUAUAGAUGUUGUCUUUGUCCAUGGUUUGCGUGGUGGGCCUUACAGGACAUGGCGCAUAUCUGAGGACAAACUUUCAACUAAGUCUGGCUUAGUCGAGAAGAUUGAUGAGGAAGCAGGGAAGUCAGGAACAUUUUGGCCAGGCGAAUGGCUUUCAGCAGACUUCCCUCGAGCUCGUCUUUUUACCCUCAAAUACAAGACAAAUCUUACACAAUGGUCCGGAGCUAGUCUGCCUCUUCAGGAAGUCAGCUCCAAGCUGCUAGAGCAGCUUGUGAAUGCUGGCAUUGGAAAUCGUCCUGUUGUAUUCGUGACUCACAGCAUGGGAGGCCUGGUCGUCAAACAGAUGCUGCAUAGAGCUAAGGCAGAAAAUAUUCAUAACCUUGUGAACAACACGGUUGGAGUUGUGUUUUACAGCUGUCCCCACUUUGGCAGCAAACUGGCAGACAUGCCUUGGCGUAUGGGCCUUGUGCUUCGUCCUGCUCCAUCUAUAGGGGAGCUAAGAAGCGGUUCUCCAAGACUCGUAGAACUUAAUGAUUUUAUCCGUCAGCUUCAUAAGAAAGGAUUGGUUGAAGUCCUAAGUUUCUGUGAGACUAAGGUAACUCCAAUUGUUGAAGGAUAUGGAGGAUGGGCCUGGAGGAUGGAAAUUGUGCCAAUUGAAUCAGCUUACCCUGGAUUUGGUGAACUUGUUGUUCUAGACUCGACCGAUCAUAUAAAUUCAUGCAAGCCUGUAUGCCGCAGUGAUCCUUCAUAUACGGAGACAUUAAAAUUUUUACAGAAGCUGAAAGCCCAUUAUUCAUGA